Molecule: messenger RNA, 860 nt
Organism: Oreochromis aureus
Lineage: Eukaryota; Metazoa; Chordata; Actinopteri; Cichliformes; Cichlidae
Product: dual specificity protein phosphatase 13-like
Exons: 3
Coding region: 152-712 (186 amino acids)
Biological process (GO): protein dephosphorylation; negative regulation of MAPK cascade
Cellular component (GO): cytoplasm
Molecular function (GO): protein tyrosine/serine/threonine phosphatase activity; MAP kinase phosphatase activity
Source: RefSeq, a predicted model, not a curated record
GCUGGCCUACAUUCAGAGUAAGGUAGGUCACUGUUUUAAUUUUAGAACAGCAACACCUGUCCUUGUCAGUGGCUGCCAGCAUGGUCUCAGUGAAGCCUUAACACUGAGUUUGAAAAUAAAUGUUGAGAAUAAAUCAUACCUAGGGAUAUGCAUGUGGUCAACAAUGAACAAUCUGCAGGAAAACAGUGCAGCUUCUCCUGCCACUCCUUCUGUGAAAGACCUUGAGAAGAUUUUGUAUGGAGGUAAAAGGUUUGGUAAUCAUGUUGAUGAAGUUUGGCCUGACCUGUUCAUUGGAGAUAUGUCAGUAGCUAAUGAUCGCUACAGUCUGUGGAAGCUGGGAAUCACCCAUGUUGUGAAUGCAGCUCAUGGGAAGACGCACUGUCAGGGGAGUCACUACUUCUAUGGAUCCACCGUGGAUUAUUAUGGAGUGCCUGCAGAUGACUCACCGUCUUUUGACCUCUCUCGAUAUUUCUUUCCCUCUGCUGAGUAUAUUCAUAACGCACUUGACACGACAAGUGCUCGAGUUCUCGUCCACUGUGCUGUUGGCGUGAGCAGGUCUGCCUCCAUCGUCCUGGCCUACCUAAUGAUCCACCACAAUUACACGCUACUAGAUGCAAUCAAUAAGGUCAAAGAGCGCAGGUGGAUCUUCCCAAACAGAGGAUUCCUUAAACAGCUUCGUGCUUUGGAUAUGAAACUGCAAAAGACUUCAUGACCGCUUCAAAAAAUAAAGAUCUUCUGAUGCACAUAACCUCAAAACAGCUUUUUCUCCAGACAAAUGAGAGACUUGAUGACUGUGUCAGUUGAAGGAAAUGCUGUGCUUUGACUUUAAUCAGUUUGUUUCAGGAAUGGAAUCGAAUCAA